AUGACGCAGUCACGGAAGAGUUAUAUCAAGCGCAGCACGGCGGAGCGUACGUUACGCUUCCUGUUCAGACGACGGCCAUGCAUGAUCGUGGCAUUGUUGGAAGUGCUGCUUAUGGGCAUUCUGAUUGUGGUCUUAAUGUGGAUGAUGAUUAUCUAUGAUAAUGAUACACGCAAAAUUGCCUUGCUGGAAAAGGUUGUCGCUAUGAGCAAAUCGGAUGAAGUGGAUGAAUUCGGCAAGAAAUCAGACUUCUGGCGUUGUCAAUACGACGUGUCCAAAGAUCGCAAUACAUCCGCGUACAACUUCGAAUUGUGCAAAAUAUCCUCCGAACGGAGUCCACAAAAGUUUGCGUUCAUAAAUGAAUGGCCAAACGACAGUUCUUGUACGGGACGUAUGAAGAGUGUGCCCUGCCAGACGUAUCGAUCCAGUGAAAUGCUUCGAGCCGACGAACUUGCCCCCUAUCAAGAAUUGCCGCGAAGUUGCAUGGGAGUAAAUGGAAUUGCGAUGCCCUAUGCGUUGGUGAACGUGAAUCGAGGAAGACUCGUACGAAGAAUCUCGUUAAAAAAUUUGAUAAAAUUUAAAGGUCGCAUCGCGUUAUCCUCGGAUCUGUUCAUGCGAUGUCCAAACUGUCGUGUGAAUAGUCAGUAUCAUCGAAUUAAACGAAAAGAGACGAGACAGGUAACUAAAGAGGUUAUCGUCGAUACAAGAACUCGUGUAAACGAAACGCGCAAUCAAACCGUAGAGUAUUGUGCACGACUACUGCGAACAUUCGUCAAGGGAUGGCCCGAUUUAGUGAUGUCUUGCGAUAUGCAGGAGGAGAGCGAGAUUGACAUUGAUCGCAAAGUGUAUUGUCCUUAUAAGAAAUAG
This is a messenger RNA of Anisakis simplex (herring worm), 864 nucleotides long. The record is from the annotation of a GenBank genome assembly. NCBI's taxonomy places the organism in Eukaryota, Metazoa, Nematoda, Chromadorea, Rhabditida, Anisakidae.